Molecule: messenger RNA, 4587 nt
Organism: Clonostachys rhizophaga
Lineage: Eukaryota; Fungi; Ascomycota; Sordariomycetes; Hypocreales; Bionectriaceae
Source: the annotation of a GenBank genome assembly
AUGGAGGCUGGUGAAUAUGAAACGAAUACUCUUCUGUUGAACAACAUCUCUACGAUCAACUUUCGAGUGUACGAGGCACCUUCCGACAUAUCUAAACACUUACCCUCCGCCGCCCUCGAAUUCGAAGGUUCGCUACGUGAAAAUGGACACCUCGCGUUUUUUGACCCUGACCGGAGGGGCGUAUGGUGCUUCCGGAUACAAGAAAAGGAGGUGGAAAACGAGGAUAGCAAGCCGACCUGGAACCUGGACACAACUUUUAAGGUGUCAGGGCAAGCAUUUGUUCUAGCAGAAGAGGGUGCAAUCGAGCCCCUAUCAAUUCAAAAGGGGAGAUCGCAAGCACCGAGUCCACCAGCGUCAACGAUGUCCGCUUCUUCUACUGCCUCCCCGUCCGGCACCGUGAACAUUGACCCUGUUCCGCGAUCGCCCUUUGGCGCACCAGGUAGCAACCCUUGGCCAAUUCCGACAAAGCAAGAAGCCUCAUCAGUUCUAUCAGCCGACACGCAGACUAAGGGAGGGCUAUCGGCACUUGCGGUCGUAUACGAGAACUUUAUUGCGGCCGUGCUACAUUCCCUGAGCACGGCAAUAUGCACCGCGACACGAUCACUACCGCUCAACUAUCGCACAAUACUAUUUACCCCAAAUCUUAUGAAUUCUAAAGACUUUCCACCCGAGACAACAAUAGGUACGCUUGCCGCGUACUUGACUACUAUUGGAACUCUCGUAGUUAGUCUAAAGCUCUCGCAAUGUAAAGGUUUAUCAUCACUCGAAAACAUCUUUGCUGCAAGCCUCACACGCCCGGGCGAACAGAUUUUCGCAGCGCCUUUUGGAAUCCGGGCUUCAAACCCGUCCAUUACAAUUGAUGACUUUGGCGCUCCCAGCUUGGCGCAAACCCCGAACACACAGGCCCUGAGCUUCCGGCGCCCCUUCGAAGGCGACGAUGGUCUCUGGAAGCAAGCGUGCCUUAGGAUUCUGCAAUUAAGGGGCAUACCGUAUUCUAUAUUAAAGGGAUGUUCUUGGGUGAAUAUCACGGUAUCAAGACAGCGUCUUCAGGACCCCAAGAAUGACACACCCCGCAACAGGGACGUUACAGCAACAACCACUAUUCCGUGGCCUGGGCCUCUAUGUUUUCGUCGGAAAACUGCGGACGCAACAACAGGCACCCGACUUCGCGAUACCAUUCUAAGUGGCCAUGAAGAAAGCCGUGAUCCUCUUGGUAUUGCCGGGCGUUGGAUGGACUCUGCAUCUGAGAGGGAGGAACAGAUAGCCAAAAGAAAGGCCGACCGCGUGGCAUCCGCGGCGUCAGAAAGCAAUGGAAUUAGGCCCCGGCCUCUGGUCACGGAGGAUAUGACACCUGUUGUCGGUCGCUCAAACAUAGCUUCCGCGGGUGCCAUGUAUCCGACGCCACCAGAUGCCAUUCAGCAGCACAAUGGAAUAACGCCUACACUAGAUGCCGCAACAACAAGCCCGAGAAAUCUGUCUUCAGCAACCGCAACGGUUGAUAUUGUGGACAUGGCGCAUGCCGAAUCUGAACCGGAACCUCAACCCGUUCCCGAGCCUGAACCUGAACCUGAAGUGCACCAUCCAGACAAUGACAUGUGGGAUAGAUCUGAAGAACCAAGGCGAGAGCGGAGCGGAAGCAACAACUCUCUUGGAGAUCCCUCAAGUAUUUUGAUGGAUAGCGACAUGUUUGGGGACAAUGAUAUCACGGAAGCCGAUUUCAACUUCUUCGACGAAGACCCGGGUGAUCUAGACAUUGACAUGGCUGAUCUUGAUGUUCCCUCGCCUGUCCAGGUUUUGGAUGCGAGCCCCCCUAAGGAAACUCCAGUCAAGAAAGAGGAAACGCAUACCAAACUAAAUGAGGUUCCUGAUCCUGUGUCCUCGCCCCAAAAGUCUGAAGGCUUCACUAUUCCUGAGUUGCGGCAUGCAAGGAGCUUUUUGGGCGAUCCCCAAGCCACUCGGAUUAUCACUGAAGAGAAGAAGGCAACCUCAAAGAGGACACACAGCCCAUUCAACCCCGAGACUGUUUUUAAGCGAGUGAGGGCAUCAGUGACUCAGGCAGCUGUGUCCCCUAAAGAAACGAACCAAAACCCCAAACGGAAGGCCAGUGUGUUUGAAAAGAUCGAUUUCGGCCCUGCCUUGCCUAUAAUUAAUAAAAAGUACGAGAAAGGCGGUCUUUACGACUUCGAACCCACUAUUGCAGAACUACAGAAGAAAACUAGCUCUCGAGCAGGAGCACUUCCCGAAACAGACUAUCUCAAGCGCCACGGCAAGCGCGCCAAGAAGCUGAAAGAACCGCCUUAUACUGCAAAUGCUUUGAUGAGGGGUCUCACAUCACUCGAUGUGUCUGCUUCGCAUACUAGCCCUGUUCGUGUUGCUCGCUCUCCCUCAGAUGACGAUGCAAGCAGUGUAGAAUCCGAUCAAGAUGACUCGAGUUACACGUCAGAAGAACUCCCUUCACCAACCAAAGCGAGUUUCAAGGGAACUGUUGUGGAUGAGGACGUCGCUUCGCAAGUCACCUUUUUCCGAGACUCUGACACCGCUACAGAGCCAGAUCAGCGACUUGCUUUGGAAUUGCCUAAAUUAUCUAGGCCGCAUGGACCUGAACUACCUCUCUCCAGGCUGCUGAUGGAUCCCGAGCCGUUAGCCCUUGAGCUCCCACUAACUGAUGAAGAUACCAUUCAGAUAGCUCAGCUACUGACUGAGCAAGCGGCUCUUGGCGACUUCAGCAUGAUGAAUCUGGCAGUCCACAACACGGGCAUUGCUGGCCCCGGGAAUCAGCGGCGCCAAAUGUCAGCGUACUCGCGGAUGGUGGCAAACAUUCUCCAGGGAGCUUUCUCCUCAUCAAUUAAAGGGUUUUCCCCCAGCCGGCUCAAAGACCUGCUCGAAAUACCCGAUGUGCCUGCACAGGGUCAGAUGAGAGGUAUCCAGCCUCGACCGGUCCCGGGCAGAGACCCAAACGCUGAGCAGUUAAGACUUAGCAAUGUGUAUCAGAUCCCAUCUCACCACCUGGAAAUGAGAAGGUCCGAAACAAGACUGUCCGUCUUACCUUCUGCUGUUACCUUCUGGGAGAGUCUUGGUAUGGCACCUGCAUCAGGGAGUAAAGAUGUAUACGCACUUUGCGUAUUUCCUGGCUGGAGCGGCAUGUCAGAUAAUACGCGGACCUUCUUGGGACGAAUGAAGAGUCUCUACGAGCUGCUCAAGCUGGGCACUUUUGAGAACGUACCUCUCCCCAAUGAAUUUGAAAGCGGCUUGCUCCCGUAUGAAGUAGAUCGAAUAUCUACCUCUCCGGAUGCGAGCGUGACCAGGCAAGGGUCAGCAUUGAUCGAGAGCAUGGAUGUCUUACAGGCAACUCUCUCAGAUUUGCCCCAGGAGGAGACGAAUAUUGUUAUUUUCAUGGUCUACACUCCUAACAACCCUGGCACCAUAGUUGAGGCCUGUCUCGCUUUCCAAAGGUUUUCGGAAACCUGCAAACCUUUGCUUGCAGGUAAGGGAGACCGUGGACGCAAGGAACUGAUCCUGCAGCUCGUGUCAGCCGAUCUGAUAUCGUCGCCGACGGCCCUGGUCAUAACUCCUUCCUCCGCGCUGGUCAAAUUAUGCGUUGAGAUGUAUGAUCGCUGCGGGUCACCCGAAAGCCCGAUGUCGACCCCAGCGAUCCUGCUGGAGCAGCCGCCGCCACGCCUGAUUGACUUUAAACUGACCGGUACACCUUCUGCUUCACUGAUACAUGAGAAUUCUUGUCUUCACGUGGCUUACGCCCAGAGCAGUGACGAACGGUGGGUAUCAGCAGCUUGGACAGAUGAUCGCGGCAGUCGGCAGGGAACUGCCUCGUACUGCUUAGGCCGCAAAGGACGGCCUCUGUCUACGCAGAUGACUGAUGUCGCACAUGCGAUCUGGGAGAUGACAUUGGAGUUUAUCGCUCAUCGCAAGGUCCAUUGGCGCAUUAUCAUCACCAAAUGCGGCCCAAUGGACACUGCGGAGAUUGACUUCUGGUCGGCUUUGGCACGAACAGAGUCUACAGCGAAUGUAGCACUUAUUCUGAUGACCGUCGACACUAGUCCUUCGCUUCAGCUGGUCCCCCCUGCUACCCAGAUCUCGUCAUCAACAACCGGCUUCUACACCACACCUGUUUCAACCCCCCAGACCAAUAUUGUGUCACCUGAACAGAGUGCCACACCGAUCACUAAUGCCGCCACUGCCCCUACGCCUGGCGCGGAUGGUGGCAAUGAACCUGAAGGGGAUGCGGUACUCUUGGAUCUUACAGACCAGAUUUGGGGCGCUGUUCUAGGCCACAGGCUGAAUAACUCGUCGACAUUGCUUGAGCUCCAUCCCGCUCUCGUGAGUGGGUAUCUGAUAAAGAAGGUUGGGUCGAAAAUAGAGGACCCGCCUGUCGUGAUCGAGGUCAAUCUUGUGCAUACUGAGGGCACGGCGCGGCCGUACGAGCCCCUGUUCCGGGAGAUGCUCAGCAACUUCCGCGGUCUGGGGACGUUGGCAAGGGCAAGAGGGGUGGUGGACAUGGAGAUGGAUGUGCGGCCAUGGCACGUUGCCGCUGCGGAGAAGGCAGUCCAGGUGCUCUUCGCUCUUAUGUAA